UCUGCUAUACUCUCGGAGAAAAAGAUGUCAUUUACUCAAUUUUACGAAUACGUAAAAAAAAAAGAAGAGGAAAACAUCAAUAACAACCAAGCUAAUAAUUCAUUGCUUGAGGAGGACGAUGAGAUGAGGGUAUUAGGCGACAUCCCGAACUCGUUUCGUCAGCUAACAGAUGAUCAUUUUCCAUUGUUCAUAACUUAUGAGAAGUUCUCUCAAAUGCUCGAAGGAACUUAUGAAAUUGAUGUUAAUAAGUUAUGGAAGACAAAACAAGAAUUCAAUACAAAAAAUAUCUAUGAAGAUGAAGAAUACAAUCCUAAGUCCUCCUUUGUUGAUACAUCUGAAAAGUCGUGGGCUCACUUUAUAACCUUUGAACUUUUCGUGAAAAAGUAUUGGAACAAUUUCGGUUAUUAUUAUAGAAAUAAAUUAGAUCCUGCUCUGGUUUAUGCAGAAUUUUCUAUAAUUAAAGGAUCAAAUCCUGAAGUUGAAUGUUUAUCAAGGGAGGAAUACUUGGCCGUUACUACUAAAAAGUAUCCCAUAUUUUAUAACCGUGAAGAAAUCUAUAACCUGUUUGAACGAUAUGAAAACAUGAAGAAACUUAAUUCUGACUAUGAUUCAAUAGACCGAACACGAGCUGUCUUGCGUUGUGCUAAAAGGGAGGUACUUGGUGGCCUACGAAUCCAUGAAGUAUAUAUUGAUGAAUGUCAAGAUAAUCAAAUUGUUGACUUUUCGCUUAUUUUGAGGCUUUUUGACCGAGCAAACAUUUUCUUGGCCGGAGAUACCGCGCAAUGCAUUGCUCGAGGCUCCUCCUUUCGCUUCCAAAGCGUAUUUUCCUUAUUGUAUCAAUGGGAACUCUUUCGGUCCCAAAUUAACCCAAAUUGGAAUAGUUCUUUAAAAGCAGAACGAUUCGCACUAAAUGUCAACUAUCGUUCUCACAAUGGAAUUCUUGGGCUUGCUGCAUCUGUUAUUGACCUUAUUCAAUACUUUUUCCCUAAUUCUAUCGACAAAUUGCCACGAGAACGUGGUGAAGUCGGUGGUCCACGGCCCAUAAUUUUUAAGGGAUAUCAAGAUGCAGCUUCUGUUUUUAAUUAUUUCACCGUUGACGGACAAUCAGGUGAUACUAUUGAAUUCGGUGCAAAUCAAGUCAUUAUCGUACGUGAUGAGAAGGCCAAGAAACGAUUAGAGAAAUCUAUUGGAAAAGUUGGCCUAAUUUUAACAAUUUUUGAGGCAAAAGGCAUGGAGUUUAAUGAUGUUCUUUUAUAUGAUUUUUUUACGGAUUCGCCAGCAGGUCAAAAGUGGCGGCUAAUUCUUUCCGCAAUAGAAGGGUAUUCUGGAGGCAUGCAAGAUUUAUCGUACGAAAGACAUUAUAUUCUUUCUUCAGAGCUAAAACAUCUCUAUGUGGCAGUAACCAGAGCCCGAGAGCACAUUUGGAUAUUCGAUAGAGACUCUAGUUUAGGCGAGCCAGUCUGGAAAUACUGGGAUCACCACGGAUUGAUAAGAACAAAACAUGAUAGAGAUGGGACAUCUUUACCUAAUUUGACUAAGAAAAGUAAUUUACAUGAAUGGAAUGAAAUGGGGAGGCACUUUUUUGAGCGGCGUCAGUAUAGACAGGCUAUUUUCUGCUUCGAAAAAUGUAAUAAUAUGGAAAGGCUCAAACUUGCGGGUGCAUACCUCCUUAGACAGGUUGCUAGGGACUCUAUACACGAUUCUGAUAAUGAUACUAUAAGGUCGAAUUUUAUCAAAGCAGCAAAGAGUUUCAAAGAAUGUUCUCGACCAAUUCAAGCGGCUUUAUGCUAUCAGGAUAUUGGAAUGUACAAAGAGGCAG
Molecule: messenger RNA, 1819 nt
Organism: Racocetra persica
Lineage: Eukaryota; Fungi; Glomeromycota; Glomeromycetes; Diversisporales; Gigasporaceae
Source: the annotation of a GenBank genome assembly